This is a messenger RNA of Phacochoerus africanus (Common warthog), 2220 nucleotides long. It is a transcript of the gene ENTR1, whose product is annotated as endosome associated trafficking regulator 1. Gene Ontology annotation, biological process: positive regulation of protein localization to cilium; positive regulation of cilium assembly; regulation of cytokinesis. NCBI's taxonomy places the organism in Eukaryota, Metazoa, Chordata, Mammalia, Artiodactyla, Suidae. Gene Ontology annotation, cellular component: early endosome; centrosome; recycling endosome. The transcript is spliced from 10 exons. The record is from RefSeq and is a predicted model, not a curated record. Bases 143 to 1438 code for a protein of 431 amino acids.
GAAGCAGCGGCCGGAGGCUCGGAGCGGUGGCCGAGCGGCGGGCGACGGGGGCGGGCGACUCGGGCCGCGGCCGGGGCGGAGCCGGGGCCAUGGAGCCGCCGCUGCCGGGCUAGAGAGAGCCGGCGCCGCGGGGCCCGCGGCGAUGGCGGGCUACGCGCGCCGCCCGGGCGUCACCCCGCUGUCCCGGGCCCGGAGCCUCGUCAUUCCGGACGCUCCAGCGUUCUAUGAGCGCCGGUCUUGUCUCCCCCAGCUAGACUGUGAGCGCCCCCAAGGCAGGGACCUGGAGUCCCACCUCUUCGGCAUUCGGCCGACGUUUAUGUGCUAUGUGCCCAGUCCGGUGCUAGCUUCCGUGGGAGACACAGAUUUUGGCUGUGGCAAGGGGCAGUGUGCUAAGCAAGGCCCAGCUCGGGUCCAGAACACACAUUUCGGAGAUGACAAACUGGAAGAUCUCUCAGAAGCAAACCCAUUCUCCUUUAAAGAGUUUCUGAAGACCAAGAACCUCGGCCUGUCGAAAGAGGACACCGACGGCAGAAUUUAUUCAAAAGAAGCCGCAAGGCACGCACUGGGACUCGACCACGACUCCCCAGCCUCCCAAACCGCGGGGUAUGGCCUGGACUAUCAGCAGCCAUUUUUCGAAGACCCGACGGGGGCGGGCGACCUCCUGGACGAGGACGAGGACGAGGACGAGGGCUGGCACGGGGCCUACCUGCCGUCCACCGUGGAGCAGACGCACUCCUCUGGGGGCGCGGCCAGCACGUCGCCCUGCAGCACCUACGUCUCCUUUUUCUCCAACCCCUCGGAGCUGGUGGGGCCCGAGUCUCUGCCCUCGUGGACACCGAGCGAUGCCGAGUUGCGUGGCUCCCCAGCAGGGAGCCCCGGCACAGACUUUGCCGCCCACGGGGAGGCCCUGGGGGACAGGCGCCUGCGGACGCUGCAGAUAAGUUACGAAGCACUGAAAGAUGAAAAUUCUAAGCUAAGAAGAAAGCUGACUGAGGUUCAGAGCUUCUCUGAAACUCAAACAGAAAUGGUCAGGACCCUCGAGCGGCAGCUGGAGGCGAAGAUGAUCAAGGAGGAGCGGGACUUCCGGGACCUGGAGUCGGCCGUGCGGCAGGUGGAGCAGAACCUGGAGCUGAUGACGAAGCGUGCAGUGAAGGCAGAAAAUCACGUCGUGAAACUGAAGCAGGAAGUGAGCUUGCUCCAGGCGCAGGCCUCUAACUUGAAGCGGGAGAAUGAGGCCUUGCGGGCGGGCCAGGGCGCCAGCCUGACGGUGGUGAAGCAGAACACGGACGUGGCCUUGCAGAAUCUCCGCGUCGUCAUGCACAACGCCCACGCCUCCAUCAGGCAGCUGGUUUCUGGAGCCGAAACCCUGAAUCUUGUUGCUGAAAUCCUUAAAUCGAUAGACAGAAUUUCUGAGAUUAAAGACCAGGAGGAGUCUUGAGAACCGCAGGGGUCUCCCGCUCCCAGCUCUGUUUACAUUCCGCAGUCUCCGCUGGAGCCUUCCAGAGUGCCCCUGUGUCUUUAAACGCGCCGUCCUCCCCCGAAGUAGAAGCAUCUCUGUGCUGGCCACCCCCGCCUGUAAGAGCAUGGCUGGCCCCUCGCCGGGGGGCCCGGGGGGGGGGGGGGCGGAGCUGCCCGCUGAGCUCCCCGCGUCGUCUGUUGGAAGAGGUUUCUCUAAGAGCUGGUGAUUGUUUUUUUUUUUUUUUUUGAGCUAAACACGAAAACAGCAGCUCUAAUAAGUGCCUUCCAUUGUCAUUCCAGAGCAUUAAGUAUAAGAUAAGCUCAGCUGAUUGUCCUUGAUUUUUAAGUAGAGACGCAAAGCGAGCCCCAGGGAAGGGCUUGCCUCGUCAUCCCGCGCCCUGGCCAGGGCCCCCUCUGGCUCGCAGUCCACUCCUUCAGCUCCCCCGGGCCCCGGUGGUGGGUGGCCUGAGCGCAGACGCCCCACGAGGUGGUCAGGGCCGUCCCCCCAGGGGCUGCCGUCUUGAGGGGCAUUUCUGUGGGCCUCCGGGUUUGGACAGCUUGGGGCUGGAGGGUUUGGGCACACCUUUCAAGUGGCAUCUUGUACAGUGAGGUGUGGCGUUCAGGGACUCGAGCGCCGAGGCUUCCGGGGAGCCCGAGGUCUCCCCUAGCGCCUUUCCAGCCCCUUCCCGUUGGAGGGGAGGCAUAAGGGCUCUUCUUCCGUAAGUGCUAUUUUUUAAAAUAAACUUUUUCCCUCCUGUUCAA